AUGUUCAAGCAGUUGGUGUGCGCUGCCCUGCUGGCCACUUUGGUCCAGGGUACAAUCUUCGAACGGCCCUGCCGUACGGACGUUUCGGCCGUACAGGACUUCCAGGUGGAUAGGUAUCUCGGGCUGUGGUACGAUCUCGAGCACUACGAGGCAAGCUUCGAGCAAAACACGGAUUGCGUAACGGCCGAGUACAGCCGCCAGGCGGAUGGUUCUAUCCGCGUGUUCAAUUCCGCCGUCCGGCUUACGGACGGGUUGCUGUACGCGGUGGACGGUUUGGCACUGUUGAGCUACCCGGAAGCGGAGGUGCUCGAGGCAAAGCUGAACGUAUCAUUCUACGGUGCACCGAACGAUGAAUCGAACUACUGGGUAUUGGAUACGGAUUACGAGAAUUACUCAAUUGUCUGGAGCUGCGAACCACUCGGACAGGACCGAUCGCUCGAAUACUACUGGCUGCUUUCCCGCACUCCAACCCUGCCGGAAGAUGAAGAGCUCAGGGACCGAAUCGAAAUGCUCAAGGAAGCGGCUGGAAUCGUAGACGAUGAGCUCAUCGUUACGGAACACUUUGCCGAAGGAUGCAACAAUAAACGUCUUAGUCUAUUGUAA
Messenger RNA from Anopheles marshallii, 603 nucleotides. RefSeq names its product apolipoprotein D-like. Gene Ontology annotation, molecular function: pigment binding. Lineage: Eukaryota; Metazoa; Arthropoda; Insecta; Diptera; Culicidae. The coding region runs from base 1 to 603 and encodes 200 amino acids. The record is from RefSeq and is a predicted model, not a curated record. The transcript has 5 exons.